Effrenium voratum is the source of this 3015-nucleotide messenger RNA. Lineage: Eukaryota; Dinophyceae; Suessiales; Symbiodiniaceae. The record is from the annotation of a GenBank genome assembly.
AUGUGCGGGGAGGCCAGCGAGGAGCUGAUCCUGGACGUACGGCCGGAGGCGCGGUUCCUCCGCGGCCACCUCCGAAACGCCUACAACGUGCCCUGGGAGGAGAUCCCGAGCCGUGGCUUCGAGCUGCCGAGCCGGUCCCAGCCAUUCCUGGUGUGCUGCGGGGAGGAGCAGCUGGUCGAGGUGAGGCAGUGGUUCGAGAGCCGCCUGAAGCCCUGGAGCGCCACGGUGCGCGAGGUGCCGGAGGAUGUGCGAGAAGAGACGGGGCCGAGCCCCCCAGGCCGCUUUCUUUUCUCUCCCUCGCCGCUGCUACAGGAGUCCAGGCGCCUGGCUGCAGAGCUGAGGGCGGAGCUCGCGUCCGGCGGUGGCGAGGCCCGAGCACUGGAUCUCGGCUGCGGCUCGGGGCGGGACGUGCUGGUGCUGGCAAGCAGUGGCUGGCAGGUGUGGGCCCUGGAUCGGGACGGCCGGGCCCUGGAGCGGCUCCGGGCGCUGGCGGCACGCCAGGGCUGCCUGGAGAAGUGUCGCACCGUUUGCUGCAAUGUGGAGAGCCCGGAGGACCUCCUGGGGCUUGACAGGCCAGGUGGGUUCCAUCUUGUCAUGGUGAAUCGUCACCUCCACCGCCCCACGCUGCCGGAGUUGUCGGAGCUGCUGGCGCCGGGCGGCUUGCUGCUCUUCCACACCUUCAUGGAAGGCUGCUCGCACCCGAAAGAGCCGGAGCACCUCCUGAAGCACGGAGAGCUACAGCAGGUCUUUGGCUCCAUGGACAUUUUGCGGGACGAGGAGCUUCCCGCUGAGGAUGGCCGAGUCAUGUCCUUCUUCGUGGCGAGGAAGCCGCUUGCGAAGCCGCCUGCCAGCCUGGAGGACGGGACGCAAAUCCACAUGGGCAUGGAGCUGAGAAGCGGCACCCGCCGGGCUUCUUCUGAGCCUUUACGGCGGCCCCACCCCGCGCGUUUCGCUUGGAACGGUUUGGGCUUCUGCCUGGGCCGCUUCGCCAGCCGUGCGAGCCCGAAAUGGCACCUGAGUUCUCGGGGCGUGCAGGGCGCGGACUCGGCGAAGCUGCACGGCGCUGGCUCGGCCUUGGGGCGUCAGCACCAGCCGCCGGCUGACCCGCAGGCGUCCAUCGCGAUGCCCUCCUGGCACGCCUGGCUGAACGGCACGCAGCUGGCAGCACUGGGCUCUGGCAAAGGGCAAACGUCGGCGGAUGGCUCCGGCACCAAGGAGCCGGAGGUGGCCUUGAAGCACGGCCCUCGCCAAGCCGCCCGCAAGCGCAUCCAGUCGGAUCUGAAGCGCUUGCAAGAGGAGCCCAUCCCCCUAGCAGCAGCCUCCCCUGCCUCAGAUGACUUGUCUCUGUGGAACGGUGUCGUGGGUACCCAGAUGGAGGUGACCCACAUCGGCUGCGUCACCGUCCCCCUGCACUUCCUCAUCGACUUUCCAUGUGACUACCCAGCUAGCGCGCCCAAGAUUGGCUUCUCCUUCGAGUUCGAGUACCGGGGCGGCGCCUCCUAUGUGGAGCGAGACGGAAGGCUGAAGGGCAAGAAGGUGAUCUGCCUGGACGUGCUCGGCAACUUCGACCACGUGCACACGGAGUGGAAGGCGCAGGUGGGCAGUGGCUGGAGCCCGGCCUACACGGUGACCACGCUUUUGCUCCAGUUGCAAUCUGUGCUCAGUGACCUGGGCCCGCAGAUGUCCCAACAGGAGCGGGACACUACCUACCAGUCCGCCGUGCGGUUCUGCGAGAAGAACCCCAGCGCGGUGCUGGAGCUUCUAGACGAGGACGAGAUUCGGGAGAUGCGGGCGAAGCGAAGAGGAGACCAGCAGCUGCUGAGGAUCUGCCAUGGGGACGAGACGCUAGCGGGCCGGGUGGCUCGCUUCGCCCAGAAGUUGGGGCUCAAAAACGCGCAGCGGGAGGCGGACAUGGAGGCCUUCCUCGAGCUGCUCUCUGAAGUGAGCACCAGGGGAUCCCAGCCCGGCAGCGACGGCUCGGACACCGAGGCCAUGAAGGUCGACACGAACAUUUGCUGCUGGAGCACAGGCAAGCUCUACACAGAGGCCAUGCUUGGAGUGGGGGUCAGCCGCCAGGGGAAGAACCUGGGUACGGCUGCUGAGCUGUUGUCCAAGGAGGCCUAUGAUGGGGGCCUGCGCCAGAACACCAACAAGUCCAGCUUUGAGUUCUUCCUGCCCGUUUGGAUCAACGAGGCACAUGCCGCGGCCAACCCGCAGUGGAAAAGCGAGCUCAGCAAGCAGGUGAACCUUAUUGGAAGCAGCGUCUUUGCUGCCAAGGACGAGGACGGGGCCAUCAUGGAGGUCUUCCCAAGGCUCAUCAAUCAGAUGAUCGUGGAGAUGAUGCGGCCAGAUGCCUCCAAGAGCGCGGCCAUCGCCACCUUCGAGGCGCUCUGCAACUUUUGGCGCACCUUCCGGUGGCUCGUGGACACCCGGCCCGCGCUCCGCAGCAAAGCCGGGAACUCGCUCACCCGCUUCGUGUGGGAGGAGGCCCGUCGCCACAAGGACCAGUGCCCGGACCUCGGCGCGCUGCUGGUGCUCUUCACGGUGCUUCAGGGCGACAAGUCCUGCCCGUCCCGGCAGCAGUUCCUGGCGCCCUACGUAGACGAGAACUCGCUUCGUUGGGUCAUGUGGUGGCAGCGCUCGGGCACAAAACCCGAGAGCGCACCCGUCUUCCAGGCGACACAGGUCUCUCGAGAGAUCCUGAUGUUCCAGCUGGCGGUGGUGGAUUUGGUCAUUGGAGAGACGGCGCAGACAAUGAAGGAGAUGGAGCAAACCAACUGCAAGUUGCCGGAGCGGCUGGAGCGCCUGCAGUCGGAAUGGCGCCAGCGGAAGGAGUCCACCAAGGACUGGGCGGCCUACUUCCGCGGCAUCGGGGUGGACCGGCCCGACUUCCCGAGCACCAACGAGUGGAUCGCCAGCUGCGUGCGCCGCGCCGCGACCAUGGGCCCCAAGUAUGGGAACGGCGGCAAAGGCAAUUCCAAGGGCAACGGCAAGGGCAAGGGCAAGGGGUGGUGA